Molecule: messenger RNA, 1772 nt
Organism: Diabrotica balteata
Lineage: Eukaryota; Metazoa; Arthropoda; Insecta; Coleoptera; Chrysomelidae
Source: the annotation of a GenBank genome assembly
UUAAUUCCACUUUAAGUAACAAACGAAUUGCAUGUGGAUGAACGAAUUCUUAAAAGUAUUGUGAAUAAAUUUUCGUCUGUUUUUAAAUCUCUGUAGAACUAAAUCCGCCACCAAUAAUCAAUUGUUGCUAACUUCAUGUUUAUAUUACCCGUUGCCAGAGCCUGAGUUAAAAGUAUUAAUUCAGUAAUUUUCGAAAAUUAUUUAAAUAUGAGAAUACCGAGAAAAAUAUUAUGCUACCUAACGAAAUUUAAUUUGAAAAAUGUUUGUAGAAUAUGUAUAACUGGCAGACGGUACAUGAGAAAUAUCUAUAAAACCAAAAUUCCUAAAAUGUUGAAAGCUUGUUAUUUUUCUGAGAUAUCUGAAAAUGAUGGUUUGCCCAAUAAAAUCUGUGGAGCCUGCAUUCUAGCAAUUAUAAAAGUUUACAAUUUUAAGAAAAAUGUGGAGUAUAAUAACAGGAUACUAAGAGAAAUAGUAUUAAAUGAAAAGAAUAUAUUCAGUGAUAACAGGAUUGUAGGAAAUGGUGUUAAUAAUGAAAACUUUGAUAUCUCCUUAGAUCAAUCAGUAACUGAAAAGCCAUAUUGUAUAGAAGAAGCACUACCAAUAUUGAUUAGUAAUCCGCUACAUUUAGUAUCAGAUAAAUCAGAGUCUUUAACAUCAGUAAGUACAGAUUAUUUUCAGAUAUACACUGGAGAUGUUCCUCCCUUAAUACCAAUACGAGAUGAUAACAAAUCAGUCUCUACUGAUAACCUAUUUCAAGAUUUACCAAAAGAUGCCCCUCCAUUGGUUCCUAUAAAGAAUCCACAUAUAAAGAGAUUGGUGAAUGGUAUACCAAAUUUGGAGUAUAAGUGUUUCAUUUGUAGUGAAAAGUUUCAAGAUGUUACAUAUUUGAAGGAGCAUACAAUUAAAUGUAAAUCAAAGAACUUCCAGUGCAGUAUUUGUCAGAAAAAAUUCAGCGAGAGGAACAAACUUAUUAGUCAUCUUAAAGGUCAUAAAAUAGUUAAAGAUCAUCUGUGCAAGAUCUGUGGUAAAAAAUAUGCAAAUCCAAGUACUUUUCGUAUUCAUAUGAUGUCUCAUACAGGUGAACGCCCAUUUAAAUGCAACAUUUGUAGUAAAGGUUUUGUAAGGUGGGCUGAAGUAAAGUUACACAUGAAUACCCACGAAGAUAAACGACCUUUUCCAUGUGAUAUUUGUCAAAAAGCUUUCAAAAGUCGGUCUAACUUAGAACGGCAUAAGAGAAUCCAUCUUGGAAUUGAGCCUUAUAGUUGUACCUACUGCCCAAAAUCUUAUAAGCAAUUAGUAAACCUAACAGCGCACAUUCGAACCUACCACACCAACGAACGCCCAUUUCUCUGUAAUAUUUGCGGCAAAGGUUACAUCACAUCGUCUCGGUUAAAUCGGCAUAUGUUGAGCCAUUCCGGACACAAACAAUUCAAAUGUAAGGUGUGUCCGAAGUCUUAUGCCAACCACACUGAUUUGCUUAGUCACGAAUGCUAUCAUCAAGGCAAAAACGUUGAUGAUUUGAAGAAAUAUUCUUGCGAUAAGUGUAGCUUAAAAUUCUUUUACCGUUGUAGGUUAGUAAAACAUCAAAAAAUACACGAGAAGACUGCGGAAGGUAACAUAUGUAGUAAAGUGCUUAGUAGACAUUUAAUUUCAGAUCAUAAAAUUAAUUUAUCUACGGAGAAUACAGCAGUUAAUGACGAAGAAAUCGUAUUGCCCAAAAACACUAUAAUUUAUUCACUAAAAGAGUAAAAUUAGUAAUAAAAAAUUCAACC